AUGGAGCAAAGGAAUGAAACUUCUGGAUUCAUCCUGCAGGGGAUCUUCAACCAAGCAGGACACGAAAGCCUCAUCUUCUCCAUCCUGCUUUUCAUGUAUCUGCUGAGUCUACAGGGCAACCUGCUGAUUGUCCUUCUGAUCCGCUGCGAUGCUCAUCUCCUCCACACACCCAUGUAUUUCUUCCUCAGCUACCUCGCUUUGGCCGAUGUGGGUUUUGCGUCAUGCACCGUCCCCCAAACGUUACACAAUCUGGUUUCCAGGGACAAGACGAUCUCUUAUCGCAGGUGCUUGUCUCAGAUGUUCUUUUUUUUGGGUUUUGGAAGCAGUGACAACUUCCUGCUUGCCGCCAUGGCCUACGACCGCUACAUGGCUAUCUGCCACCCACUACAUUACACUGCCUUGAUGAACACCAAGCGUUGCCUCUUGAUGGUCUCUGGCUGUUGGCUCCUGGCCUUUCUACACUCCACGAUGUACACGGUGAUGUUUUCCCGUCUCUCCUUCUGUGCAUCCCGGGAGAUCCCCCAUUUCUUCUGUGAUGUCUAUCCAGUCUUAGGACUCUCCUGCUCGGACACCACUCCCCUAAGCAUGCUGGUAAUGACGGAAGGUAUGUUAGACAUUAUGGGACCCUUUCUCCUCAUCGUGGUCUCCUACGCACGCAUCUUCUACACUGUAAUGAGGACUCCAUCUUCAAGCAGCAAACGCAAGGCCUUCUCCACAUGUGGUUCUCACCUGACUGUGGUUAUCUUAUUCUAUGGCACCCUGAUCUGGGUCUAUUUGCUGCCUUCCUCUGGGAACAAGACCCUGGCUUCUCUCAUGUUCACCGUGGUUGCCCCGAUGCUGAACCCCUACAUCUACAGUCUGAGGAACAAGGAGAUGAAGGGGGGCCUGAGGAGACUCGUUGGCCGAAUGCAAGUCUCCCUAGAGCAGGGGUCCUAG
Molecule: messenger RNA, 936 nt
Organism: Euleptes europaea (tarantolino)
Lineage: Eukaryota; Metazoa; Chordata; Lepidosauria; Squamata; Sphaerodactylidae
Product: olfactory receptor 1L4-like
Exons: 2
Coding region: 1-936 (311 amino acids)
Biological process (GO): G protein-coupled receptor signaling pathway
Cellular component (GO): membrane
Molecular function (GO): olfactory receptor activity; G protein-coupled receptor activity
Source: RefSeq, a predicted model, not a curated record